AGUAAGCCAUUUAAAUACAGUUGUUUAUUUUCUUUUGUUCAAUCUUUAAAUCUUGAGUUCACCAAAUCUCGUUAACUUAUUGUAAAAUUUAAUCAUGAGCGGUUCAAAUACUUCUGAAUUGGAUAUUUUAAAUGCUUCGCGCGGUGUAUGGCUUGUCAAAGUACCCAAGUAUAUGGCAAACGAAUGGCAAAAUGCACCAUCAAUGAGUGAACUCGGUCGACUCAAAAUUAACAAUCGUGGUCCAGCAGGUAGACCGGAAAUAUUUUUUGACUUGUCAAACGAAGUCUUGGAGCGAGCUAAAGCAAAACCUGAAUCAAAAAAUAGCGAUACACAUAUACCUAAGGAACAUCAAUUUGUUAUCAGUGACAUUUCUCACCAGCAUUUAGCUGUCUUCUCACAUCCUAAAGAUGACAGAAGCUCAGGUCUUAUUUUAGAAGGAAAUGUGGUACAAAAAGGAGAGUGUCGACCAACCGGCGAUAAUAAUUACAUGAGAUUGAAGGCUAAGCAAAUGGAGAAAGCUAAUAAACCUCAAAGAACAGUAUUAAAGUUAGAUCAAACACCGAUCAGCUAUCUCCCUGUUUCACAUCACAAAGUUGAGGUCAUGAAUGAGGCUAAACGUAAAGCCGAGGGUAAAAGAUCUCGAGAAGAAAAGGACAAAGUUAUGGAAAUGCUGUAUCAGGCAUUUGAAAAGCACCAGUAUUAUUAUAGCAAAGAUUUGGAGAGAAUUACAAAACAACCCAGUUCAUAUUUGAAAGAAAUUUUAAAAGAAAUCUGUGUGUACAAUACCAAAAACCCGCAUAAAAAUAUGUGGGAAUUGAAACCUGAAUAUCGUCAUUACGAGGUUACCGAUGAGAAACCAGAACAAGGUUGACUAAUUUCAUUUACGCUUGACUUGACUGGAUUGUCAACAUAGUUUCAACUCCCGCCAUGUUGGAACUGUUUAUCAUCUUUCUUCAUUUUACUUAUUUUCACUUUUGUCUGCACUUCAAAUCUCUCUCUAGAUGGAGCUUACUCUCUCUCUCUCCUCUUUCUAGAUUCAUUUUAAACUUUCUUUUUUUCAAACCUAUCAUGCUAAACACAUGUUAUUUUCUUAUCAUUUCACUAUUAAGACAUAGAGACACAUUUCUCUGAUCUCGCAAUUUCCAAAAUUGUGACUUUGCUGCUUGUAUAUUAUAAUAUUAAUACUUAUAAAAUAUUCAUUGGCGUUAUUCAUGUAUCAAUAUGUAUUUGGCGCGUUUAAAUUCAUUGGACACUUUAUAAUGUCUCCUAUGCGUAGAACAAUGUUUUUCAAAUAAACAUAUUUUA
Tetranychus urticae (two-spotted spider mite) is the source of this 1305-nucleotide messenger RNA. RefSeq names its product general transcription factor IIF subunit 2. Lineage: Eukaryota; Metazoa; Arthropoda; Arachnida; Trombidiformes; Tetranychidae. Gene Ontology annotation, biological process: transcription initiation at RNA polymerase II promoter; transcription by RNA polymerase II. The record is from RefSeq and is a predicted model, not a curated record. Gene Ontology annotation, cellular component: transcription factor TFIIF complex.